UUCCAGGUACACGCGGGGUUCCUGUAUGUUUGAGAUGGCGGUCGAGGCAGUGAAUGAACGAUCUGAAUAAAUAUCAUAACAACAAUCCUUGAGCAUUCCCGCACAGAACACGUAUAUUGUUAAUAACUAGUCUUGCUUUCUUAUAACGUGGGGCGGCAUGGAGGGUGGCAAACCGUCCCUUGAGUUGGUUUAUCAGGCCGUGCAGGCUCUUUAUCACGACCCGGACCCCGCCGGCAAAGAGCGAGCCUCUGUGUGGCUCGGAGAACUGCAGAGAUCGAUGUAUGCAUGGGAGAUAGCAGAUCAGCUGCUGCAACUAAAACAAGACGUGGAAUCCUGUUAUUUCGCAGCACAGACAAUGAAGAUGAAAAUUCAGACCUCAUUUUAUGAACUUCCAGCAGAAACGCACAUCUCCCUGAGGGAUUCACUGCUGUCACACAUACAGAAUCUAAAGGACCUCUCUCCUGUCAUUGUCACUCAGCUCGCUCUAGCAAUAGCUGACCUUGCCCUGCAGAUGGCAUCUUGGAAAGGAUGUGUUCACACACUUAUUGAAAAGUACAGCAAUGAUGUGUCCUCACUUUUAUUCCUGAUUGAAAUCCUCACUGUUCUGCCUGAGGAGGUGCACAGUCGGUCCCUGCGAAUUGGUGCUAACCGCCGCACUGAGAUCAUUGAGGACCUGGCCUACUACUCAAGCACUGUUGUAACUCUACUGAUGUCCUGUGUGGAGAAAACUGGGAACAAUGAAAAAAUGCUGAUCAAGGCAUUCCGCUGCCUUGGGAGCUGGUUCAACCUUGGUGUUCUGGACAGCAACUUUAUGGCAAAUAACCAGCUGCUUAUUGUACUUUUCCAGGUGCUGCAAAGGGACGAUACCUCCACCAACCUGCAUGAGGCGGCCUCAGACUGUGUGUGUUCGUCUCUGUACGCUAUUGAGAACGUAGACAACAACCUGCCCCUAGCCAUGCAACUAUUCCAAGGGGUCCUAACGCUGGAGACAGCAUACCACAUGGCUGUGGCACGGGAAGACUUGGACAAAGUUUUGAAUUAUUGUCGCAUUUUCACGGAAUUGUGUGAGACCUUUCUGGAGACGAUAGUGAGGAGUCCCGGUCAGGGAAUGGGAGAUCUACGAACACUAGAGUUGCUGCUUAUCUGUGCAGGACACCCACAAUAUGAAGUAGUAGAGAUCUCCUUUAACUUCUGGUAUAGGCUAGGGGAGCACCUGUAUAAAACCAGUGACCCAGUGCUUCAUGGACUUUUUCGACCAUUCAUCCAGAGGUUGUUGCAUGCAUUGGCAAGGCACUGUCAACUAGACCCUGAUCAUGAAGGAAUACCUGAAGACACAGAUGAUUUUGGAGAGUUCCGAAUGAGGGUCUCAGAUCUUGUGAAGGAUUUGAUUUUUUUGGUUGGAUCCAUGGAAUGUUUCACGCAGCUCUAUUCCACUUUAAAAGAUGGUAAUCCGCCAUGGGAGGUGACUGAGGCAGUGCUUUUUAUAAUGGCUGCUAUAGCAAAGAGUAUUGAUCCUGAGAAUAAUCCGACUCUUACAGAAGUGCUUGAAGCAGUUGUUCACCUCAAUCAGAAUGUACACAUCGCUGUCAGAUACACCAGUAUUGAACUGGUUGGAGAGAUGAGUGAAGUUGUUGACCGGAAUCCUCAAUUUUUGGAUCCAGUGCUUAAUUAUCUAAUGAAGGGGCUGAGAGAGAAGCCCCUGGCGUCCGUAGCUGCUAAAGCAAUUCACAACAUCUGCUCAGUGUGCCGUGAUCACAUGGCUCAGCACUUCCAGGGGCUCUUGGACAUCGCCCGGUCCCUUGACUCUUUUGCACUGUCGGCAGAUGCAGCUGUUGGGCUCCUGAAAGGAACAGCAUUAGUUCUAGCCAGGCUCCCUCUAGAGAAGAUAGCAGAAUGUUUAAGUGAUCUGUGCGCAGUUCAAGUUAUAGCCCUUAAAAAGCUCCUGUCACAGGAGGCAAGUAAUGGUAAAUCUUCAGAUCCCACUGUGUGGCUAGAUAGAUUAGCAGUAAUAUUCAGGCAUACAAACCCUAUUGUAGAAAACGGACAAACCCAUCCAUGUCAAAAAGUUAUUCAAGAAAUCUGGCCUGUCUUGUCGGAAACCUUGAACAAGCACCAAGCAGAUAACCGAAUUGUGGAACGGUGCUGUCGCUGCCUGCGCUUUGCAGUGCGCUGUGUUGGGAAGGGCUCAGCUGCACUCCUGCAGCCUCUUGUUACUCAGAUGGUGAGUGUAUAUCAGGUCUAUCCACACUCAUGUUUCCUGUACCUGGGGAGUAUCCUGGUAGAUGAAUAUGGAAUGGAGGAGGGCUGUCAACAAGGACUGCUUGACAUGCUACAGGCUCUAUGUAUGCCCACUUUCCAGUUGCUGGAACAGCCUAAUGGUCUUAGGAAUCACCCAGACACUGUGGAUGAUCUUUUCCGAUUGGCAACGAGGUUUAUCCAGCGAAGUCCUGUCACACUGCUGCGUAGCCAAAUUAUAGUUCAUAUUAUCCAGUGUGCCAUUGCUGCCACCAGCCUUGAUCAUAGGGAUGCCAACUGCAGUGUUAUGAAGUUUAUGAGAGAUCUGAUCCACACAGGCAUCGCCAAUGACCAUGAAGAUGACUUUGAGAUGCGCAAGCAGUUGAUUCAGCAGGCUAUGUCCCAGAAUGGGCAGCAGUUGGUGAACCAGCUGAUUCACACAUGCUGUUUCUGCCUGCCCCCCUACACUCUGCCUGAUGUGGCUGAGGUAAUCUGGGAGAUCAUGCUCUUUGACCGGCCGACAUUUUGCCGCUGGCUAGAAAAUGCAUUGAAGGGACUCCCUAAAGAGACAUCGGGUGGAGCAGUGACAGUGACACACAAGCAACUCACAGACUUCCACAAACAAGUAACCAGGACAGUACCCCUUACAGCACAGUGCCCCACCCUCAGCAGUGCUGAAGACUGCAAACAUGUGUGCUGGGCUUUAAGAGACUUCACCAGACUGUUUCGAUAGCUAUGCUUGCACAGUCGCCUAAAGACCAGGUCUGAAUUUUGUUUGCAAGAUUGGGAGUUAACAACAUUAGGUAUAGUUUGUCUGCAAAUAAAAAGGGAACUCCCUCAUGAAGGACAAAUGGGAUUUAGUCUACUAUGUAAUGCGCAAAGGACACAUUUCAGCAUUACCGUGACUUACAUGGCUUGCAAGAAUGAAGUGGGGGGGGGGGGGGGGGAGUCCGUCAGGCCUGGUGUAAAGAUGGCUGUAGCCGGGCAGACAGCAUGAAUGGAAGAUUUAUUUCCUGGGGGACUUGUGCUAUAAAAGAAUAAAUAAAUACAUUUGCUCAGCGUUGGUUGGAUUUCUGCAAAUCAAGAAUCCGUCAAAAAAAAAAAAAGAAAUGGAUGUGCCUGGUAUUUAAAAAUAAAGACUUCUGUGAGUUUUUAAAAUAAAAAAAAAAGUAAAUAAAUCAUUUAUUUUCAUGGACUGUCUUGAGAAUGACCAAACAUGGUUUGCUGUCUGUGCCAUAAAAAAUAAAAAGCAAAUCUGAGAUUCCAAUCACGAAAAGACCUUGGGAGUCCGGGCUUGGAACUACAGUUGCCCAUUACCUUUUUAAACAUUGGCUGGAGUUUUUCUGAUCUGAAUCCAGGCUAGACUGUGACAGACUGACAAGCGGACUCUGGCUUUUUUUUUUUUUUUCUUUUUUUUUUUUUUUUUUUCCUCCCUCCUCCAGCAGCAGAUCUGGAAUUAAACCAUGAAAAGAUGGCUGCUGAGGUGUAGGACUUGUGCCGACAUGCUGUUCCAUCUGGUGUUGUAGCCAUCUCAUGAACAAUAAAUAAAAGUGAGGACA
Messenger RNA from Polyodon spathula (Mississippi paddlefish), 3794 nucleotides. RefSeq names its product transportin-3. Bases 158 to 2968 code for a protein of 936 amino acids. The transcript is spliced from 24 exons. The record is from RefSeq and is a predicted model, not a curated record. Gene Ontology annotation, biological process: protein import into nucleus. Gene Ontology annotation, cellular component: cytoplasm; nuclear membrane. Gene Ontology annotation, molecular function: small GTPase binding. Lineage: Eukaryota; Metazoa; Chordata; Actinopteri; Acipenseriformes; Polyodontidae.